Olea europaea var. sylvestris is the source of this 2145-nucleotide messenger RNA. RefSeq names its product heat shock cognate 70 kDa protein 2-like. Gene Ontology annotation, molecular function: ATP hydrolysis activity; heat shock protein binding; ATP binding. Gene Ontology annotation, cellular component: cytoplasm. The transcript has a single exon. NCBI's taxonomy places the organism in Eukaryota, Viridiplantae, Streptophyta, Magnoliopsida, Lamiales, Oleaceae. The record is from RefSeq and is a predicted model, not a curated record. Gene Ontology annotation, biological process: protein refolding; cellular response to unfolded protein. Bases 297 to 1934 code for a protein of 545 amino acids.
AUGCAAUCAUUGGAGAUGGCCUAAGAUCUUAGUAUUAUGAGGAUUCCUAAAUUAGCAUCAUUAUUUGUUUUUAACUUUUCAAAAAAUCAGUUUCCUUGUUAAACCAUACCUUAACAAAGUGUCAUUGCUGCAAAUGUCAAAUUGUUUGAUAGUUAAAUUAAUUGAUUCUUUCAUGUCUUUCUGCAUUUUUUACAGAUGCAAAGAGGUUGAUAGGUAGGAGAUACACUGAUGCCUCUGUGCAGAGUGACAUUAAGUUGUGGCCCUUCAAAGUUAUUUCUGGAGCUGGUGAUAAACCAAUGAUUGUAGUCAACUACAAGGGUGAAGAAAAGCAAUUUGCAGCUGAGGAAAUCUCUUCCAUGGUUUUAAUUAAGAUGAAGGAAAUUGCCGAGGCUUUCCUUGGUUCAACUGUUAAAAAUGCUGUGGUCACUGUCCCAGCAUACUUUAAUGAUUCACAGCGGCAAGCAACUAAGGAUGCAGGUGUAAUUUCUGGUCUGAAUGUGAUGCGUAUCAUUAAUGAACCAACAGCUGCUGCCAUUGCUUAUGGUCUCGACAAGAAGGCAACGAGUGUUGGUGAGAAGAAUGUUCUGAUAUUUGAUCUUGGAGGUGGUACUUUUGAUGUAUCUCUUCUAACCAUCGAGGAGGGUAUCUUUGAGGUGAAGGCAACUGCUGGUGACACUCACCUUGGAGGUGAAGACUUUGACAACAGAAUGGUGAAUCAUUUUGUUCAAGAAUUCAAGAGAAAGAACAAGAAAGACAUCACUGGUAACCCCAGGGCUCUUAGGAGAUUGAGGACAGCUUGUGAGAGAGCAAAGAGAACUCUUUCAUCCACCGCCCAAACCACCAUUGAGAUAGACUCUUUAUAUGAGGGUAUUGAUUUUUACUCCACCAUCACUCGUGCAAGAUUUGAGGAGCUAAAUAUGGACUUGUUCAGAAAGUGCAUGGAACCAGUAGAGAAGUGUCUACGUGAUGCUAAGAUGGACAAAAGUACUGUCCAUGAUGUUGUCCUUGUUGGUGGUUCCACUAGGAUUCCCAAGGUCCAGCAAUUGUUGCAGGACUUCUUCAAUGGGAAGGAACUUUGCAAGAGCAUCAAUCCUGAUGAAGCUGUUGCUUACGGUGCUGCUGUCCAGGCUGCCAUUUUGAGUGGUGAGGGUAAUGAGAAGGUGCAGGAUCUUUUGCUUUUGGAUGUCACUCCCCUCUCUCUUGGUCUGGAAACUGCUGGUGGUGUCAUGACUGUCUUGAUUCCCCGCAAUACAACCAUCCCAACAAAGAAGGAACAGGUGUUCUCUACCUACUCAGACAACCAGCCUGGUGUCUUGAUUCAGGUCUAUGAAGGAGAAAGAACAAGGACCAGGGACAACAACCUUCUUGGUAAAUUUGAGCUCUCUGGCAUUCCUCCUGCUCCUAGGGGUGUUCCACAGAUUACUGUGUGCUUUGACAUUGAUGCCAAUGGUAUCUUAAACGUGUCUGCUGAGGACAAGACCACUGGCCAAAAGAACAAGAUCACCAUCACCAAUGACAAGGGUAGACUUUCAAAGGAGGAAAUUGAGAAGAUGGUUCAGGAAGCAGAAAAAUACAAAUCUGAGGAUGAAGAACACAAGAAGAAGGUCGAGGCUAAGAAUGCCUUGGAGAACUAUGCAUACAACAUGAGGAACACCGUGAAGGACGAGAAGAUUGCCUCCAAGCUCCCAGCUGACGACAAGAAGAAGAUUGAGGAUGCAAUUGAGCAGGCCAUCCAAUGGCUAGAAGGCAACCAGCUUGGGGAGGCUGAUGAGUUCGAGGACAAGAUGAAGGAGUUGGAAGGCAUCUGCAAUCCUAUCAUUGCAAAGAUGUACCAGGGUGCUGGUGGUGAUAUGGGUGGAGCUGCCAUGGAUGAUGAUGGCCCUGCUCCUAGUGGUACCUCCGGACCUGGUCCCAAGAUUGAGGAGGUCGAUUAAGUUCAUGGUGUUCCCUGCUGCUGUUCUUAGUAAUGACUGAAUAUUUUGGUUUUAUUUUCGUCGUAUCUCAUUAUGCUUUUCCUUAGUAUUUUGGAAGCAUUGGCAAUUAGCCAUUAUUCAAUGCCUGCUUAUGAUAUACUGCCAUUUUCAUGCAGGAAUUAUUAUUAUUUAUAUUCACAAUUGGUAAAGCCUUGCUUUUAAUCUUGAAAUU